Terrapene triunguis (Three-toed box turtle) is the source of this 2574-nucleotide messenger RNA. It is a transcript of the gene PRDM5, whose product is annotated as PR/SET domain 5. NCBI's taxonomy places the organism in Eukaryota, Metazoa, Chordata, Testudines, Emydidae. Gene Ontology annotation, cellular component: nucleus. Bases 106 to 1698 code for a protein of 530 amino acids. Gene Ontology annotation, biological process: regulation of transcription by RNA polymerase II. The transcript is spliced from 14 exons. The record is from RefSeq and is a predicted model, not a curated record. Gene Ontology annotation, molecular function: DNA-binding transcription factor activity; RNA polymerase II cis-regulatory region sequence-specific DNA binding; protein binding.
CAACCGGCCCCUCUGUCCCUGCCCCCUCCCCCAUCUCCUGCCCUUUGCAAUGAAAGACCCUGUUAACUCUUCUCCCCUUUAGCAGGCGGCCCGAGUCAGUGCAAAAUGCUGGGCAUGUACGUGCCGGACAGGUUUGCCCUGAAGUCGUCUAAAGUUCAGGACGGGAUGGGGCUCUAUACGGCCCGGAGAGUGAAAAAGGGUGAAAAAUUUGGCCCGUUUGCAGGAGAGAAGCGAAUGCCUCAAGAACUGGAUGAAAACACAGACUGCAGACUGAUGUGGGAGGUUCGAGGGAGUAAAGGCGAGGUCCUUUAUGUUCUGGAUGCUAGCAAUCCACGAUAUUCUAACUGGCUGCGUUUUGUCCAUGAGGCACCAUCGCAGGAACAAAAGAACCUGGCCGCCAUCCAGGAAGGUGAAAACAUUUUCUAUCUCGCUGUUGAAGAUAUUGAAACGGAUACAGAGCUGCUGAUUGGCUACCUUGAUAGUGAUAUGGAAGAAGCGGAGGAGGAGGAGGAGGAAGUGAUCCUUAACCAAGAAGAUGAAGACAAUAAUAAUAAUAAUAAUAAUAAUAGUAACAACAGCAAUAAAGAACUACAACAAGCUGGUGAGAAAGAUUCUCUCAGCUGCAAAGAGGACCACACAUGUCCAAAUUGUGAAUCCAGUUUUGCCAGCCAGGAGAUCCUAGCUGAACACCUUCAGACGCUGCACCAAAAACCUAGUGAGGAAAAGGAAUUUAAGUGCAGGAACUGUGGAAAGAAAUUCCCAGUUAAACAAGCCUUACAAAGACACGUCCUUCAGUGCACAGAGAAUGUCAAUCCAGGAGACACUUGGAGAAGUUUUCAGUGUUCUGUUUGCAAUACGUCCUUCAGCUCAGAGUCGAGUUAUGAGCAGCACAAAGAGGCAUGCAGAGGGGAUGCUAGAUUCAUAUGCAAGGCUGAUAGCUGCGGGAAGAGGUUCAAGAGUAAGGAUGCUCUGAAAAAGCACAAGGAAAAUGUUCACACUGGAAAUUCUAGGAAGAAGUUGAUGUGCUCUGUGUGCAAUAAGAAGUGUUCCUCGGCUACAAAUCUUCAAGAGCAUCGAAAGGUUCAUGAGAUCUUUGAGUGUCAGGAAUGUGACAAGAAAUUUAUUUCAGCUAACCAGCUAAAACGCCAUAUGAUAACUCACUCAGAAAAACGCCCCUACACCUGCGAGGUUUGCAAUAAGUCCUUCAAACGACUUGAUCAAGUGACUGCACACAAAAUAAUACACAGUGAAGAUAAACCUUAUAAAUGCAAGCUUUGUGGAAAGGGAUUUGCCCACAGAAAUGUUUACAAGAAUCACAAGAAGACCCACUCUGAAGAGAGACCAUUCCAGUGUGAGGAAUGCAAGGCUUUGUUUCGCACCCCAUUCUCUCUGCAGAGACACCUACUAAUACAUAACAGUGAGAGGACCUUCAAGUGUGAUCACUGUGAUGCUACCUUCAAAAGGAAGGACACGUUAAAUGUUCACAUCCAAGUUGUGCAUGAUGGACAUAAGAAAUAUAAAUGUGAUCUGUGUGACAAAGCCUUUGUUACACCUUCAGUGCUUAAGAGUCAUAAAAAAACACACACAGGGGAAAAGGAGAAAAUUUGCCCAUAUUGUGGACAGAAGUUUGCAAGCAACGGAACAUUAAGAGUUCAUAUUCGGAGUCAUACAGGUGGGAUCUUUCCCCGCAGGCAUUAAAGAACGGGCCAGCCUAUUAAAGGCCAAGUUGUACAACCCUUACUUGAGAGUUGGCCUCACUCAAAUGAAUUGAGUCAAUGGCUCCAAGAAGGCUAUACAUGCAGCAGUGAAACCCAGUGGGUCAGCUGUAAUGUAACCAAAGUGUGUCACUUUAAAAAACUAUUUCUCUAGACUGGCUCCAAUGCACACUUUUGCAAUUCCUCAACUUUUUGUUCAUGCGGAACAAAACAUCCAACAUCUUUCUGUCAAGCACUCAAGGACGAGCAUCUCAAACAGUGAAAUGAAGACCUGAAAGGGAGCGGGGGAGGUCUGCCUUGCUGCAAGUCAGAAUGAAUGUCCCCAUAGUCAGCUGUACCUUCCCUUCAUGCGCUCUGUGGCCUUGGGCAAAUCAUUGCAACUUGUCCUGAGUUUUCCCAUCUUUAAAAUGGAGAUAAUCUUUCUUACUUACUUACCUUACAGGGUUGAUGUGAAGGUCAGUUAAUGUUUAUAUAGUGCUUGGAACCUGUCAAAGUUCUGCAUGCAUGCAAAGACUUUUUUUUAUGAACAACUGAGUUUUCCUAGAUUGUCUGAAAGGGGUUUGUUGUAUCUGCACAUAAAGGUGUGUUCUCCAGGCAGCAAUGUGAUUAGCUGGAACAGAUUCCAUUUAGUUGGAAAAUUAGUUAGCGUAGAUUAGCUUGUUGAAAAAUAUGUUUAGCGAUGGAAGCAAUCUGAUUUUGUUGAUAAGCCUUUUGUGUGCAAUUAGCCUAGAUGCUGGAGUCUUAUUCCAGGAUAUUGCCUAAACUACUCAAAAAGAAAAAUUUACGUAAGAAAUUGUAAAAUUUAUCAUUAGUUUUAAAUUAUGGAAUAGCACAGAAAACCUCUACUGAGUGGAUCUGA